AUGACUACCAACGAAAAAAUUAUUGAUAAGUGGAUAGUUGCUAAAGACGGUACCGAAAUAUAUACAAAAACUUGGAAGGCGGUUUCCGAGCCACCAAUUGCUACCGUAGUGUUUCUCCACGGUUUUGCUGAGCACAUUAAUCGAUAUGAUUAUGUGUUCGAAAAAUUUUCCAAAGAGAACAUUGAAGUUUAUGCCUUUGAUCAACGUGGUUUUGGUCAAACCGCCAUAAAGAAUAAUAAUCCUGGGGUCACUAGUCGUUGGAAGGUUGUCACCAAUGAUAUCACCGAAGCUCUUAUAGCCCAAAGAAGACCGGGAGUUCCUCAAUUUCUAAUGGGUCACAGUAUGCGGUUAAUUGUAGUUAUGUCACAGGGUGGCGGCUUGGCUCUGAAUUAUGCUUGUGACGGUCCGGAAAAAAACAAUUUGACAGGUUUCAUUAUUUCCUCUCCGCUAAUUCAACAACCCGUGCAAAAUCGAGUAAAUCAUAAUUUGGUAACAAUCGGCAACAUCGUUAGCAAACUGUUACCAAGCCUAACCAUAUCUAUCCCCUUGGAUCCAAAAACCACGAGUCACGACCCAGAAGAAGUCAAAAAAUACUCGGAGGACCCGUUGAUCCUUAGGGCCAGCACCUUAAGAGGAAUUGGAGAAAUGCUAAGUGGUGCAAAAUUAAUCUUGGACAAGAAAUACAAAUCCAUAACUUCGCCAAUUUACAUUUGUCACGGUUCAGCUGAUCUGAUAACUUGUCCAAAAUCGUCGAAGGAACUAUAUGAUAAAAUUUCAUCAAAAGAUAAAACCUAUCGCGAAUGGGAAGGGCUUUAUCAUGAAAUGCACAAUGAGAUUGAAAAAGACAAAGUGAUUGACGACUAUAUUCAGUGGUUAGUUACUCGUGCGAAUAAAAGUCCAAACGUUGAUGACAAUAAAAAUUCUACCCCUUACACGGUCAACACCAAUAAUAAUAAUACCCUAGAAGCUUCAUCGACCAUGAAGGUAGAAAUGGGAAUCAAUACGACCUUACCAGUCGACCACAUUUCGGAAACUGACAUUUACACAAUUACCAUCUUUACCUUUUCCACCUUGCUCAGAUGGUUCUUUUUCCUGGUCUCCUUUGUUACCAUCACUCUCUCGACCUGGAUCAUUAAAUUAUUGUCCUGGUCAUUUACUCUUCAACUCAACUUUGUCACCUUGCUCGUGUUCUUUGGUCUAUGUUCCACCAUAGGAUACAUCGUUAUUCGUUACCGAAUCCUCACAAAGUAUUCGCGUCUUCCAAAAGAAUCGCUCCAGGCACAAGGUGCUACUUUCGAUCUGCAACCAAAUGCCUCCGGUGAAAAUGAAAAGUCUCAAACCCUUUACACUGACGAAUUGUUGAGUGCCUUUUUCGAGGGUAUAAAGGUUUUUGGUUAUUUGGAAAAGCCGAUCUUUCACGAACUAAAGAGACAGUUGCAAACAAGGAAGUUGUCGGCCGGCGAAACCCUGAUUUUAGAGAAAGAGAGAUCUUUCUACAUCGUGGUUGAAGGUCAUGUUAAGGUGUUUGUGAAGACGGCAAAUGAAAAAGGCAUUGUGAUCGAUCCAUUUGAAAACAACAAUCACGGCUACCAACUGUUGAAUGAGGUCACAGACGGGGGCACCUUAUCAAGCUUAUUCACAAUUCUCUCUUUGUUCACCGAAGAUAUUGAACUUCGUUACGAUGACAGUUACGACAAUAACCUUGCUGAUAGAAUAAAAAUUGAUGGCGACACCUUGGUUCAAGAGAGUACGGCAAAGGAAGAGGUGGAUUCGGAUUCCAAGGUUAAAGAGGAUAAUAAAUCGGAUAAUAAAUCGGAUGAUGCGGAGAAAACUCAAAAGUCUUUCGGUCAAAUCAGUCCGCAAAUCUUGAAACUCCUUUCUAAGGAGUCAUGGCUCACCACAUCCGUUCAACCAAAUAUCAUCGCGAGGGCAACUGUGGACACCACUUUGGCUUUUAUUCCUGCCGAAGCAUUUCAUCGACUGACCGAAAAAUUUCCCAAUUCCGCUGCUCACAUUGUUCAAGUAAUUCUGACGCGGUUUCAGCGCGUUACGUUUUGGACCGGGUAUAAAUAUCUGGGACUAACGAAAGAUCUCUUGAGGACAGAAAAGUUAAUGAACGAGAUCGCGAGCCACGGUCUUCCUAGCGAUUUUUUUAGGCCCGGUAUCAUGGAACGUCUUCGUAUGAAGCAUGUGGGUAGCAACAAGAAAUACAUUAAGGACAAUCGCAAUGAAGACAUGGAAAUGAGCGAUAGCGGCUUGAUUAACAAGGUUAAAAAAACAAGGCCGUUCGCUAGGCCUCAGGUCAUAUACGAAAGCGAUGAAAACAACGAGAACAUCCCUCUGACAAAUAAAGAUAAUGGUCGUUCAUAUUCCAACUCAAAAUACCUCGUCGCUCCUACUCGCGUACAGCCCACGAGCGGUCCUCAGGUUGGUGGGCGUGACUAUGAUGCCGGAGACGAAAUGUAUCUCAAGGAGUCCGUCCUUGAAGGUAUCUCUAAAGGAAUUGGCCUUUUACAAACAAAUCACAAAGAGAAGAUCAAUUCGUUUGAUCAAAAAUCUCGACCGAGUUCCGUGGAAUCGAAUAACUCGCCGUUUACCAAGUAUUCCACGAGUAGUGCUCACAGUAGUACGACCGCGUUAGACAUCCCUGAUGACGACUCGGUCGCAGAAACCGUACCUUCUCUGACCAGUGAAUUGGACAAUGACGUGGAAAUUUUGUAUUAUCCCAAAGGUUCUGUUAUCGUUACUGAAGGCGAACGGGAUGUGGGGUUGUUUUUUGUGAUCGAUGGUCUCCUGGAUGUGUCUGUUACUUCGAAUGACAAAGAUUUUCUCGGGAGUUCUUUUUCACAUUUGGAUACCAGCGGAUCGAUUCCGAGUAGUCCGAUCAAACCUAUGCAUAAAAAGAAAGAGUCAAUCUCAUUUAAUUCUUCAAACAGAUCGAGGGAUCGUAGUUUGUUCAUGAUCAAACCUGGUGGAAUCGCCGGAUACCUAGCUGCAUUGACCGGAUUCCCAUCCUUUGUCAGCAUUCGGGCUAGCACGGAUACUUAUGUUGGAUUCUUGCCAAAGAAUUCGUUGAAUCGCAUAAUGGAAAGGAAUCCCAUCGUACUCCUUACUUUGGCCAAGCGAUUGACAAGACUUUUGUCCCCAUUAGUCCUCCACAUCGAUUAUGCCCUCGACUGGGUGCAUGUAAAUGCUGGACAAGUUUUAUAUCGUGAAGGAGAUUUAAGCGAUUCGAUCUAUAUCGUGUUGAACGGUCGUGUGCGUACCAUCAAUGAACAACAAAACGGAGUAAUUGAUAUUUUGGGAGAAUACGGUCAAGGUCAAAGUGUGGGGGAGUUGGAGGUUAUGACGGGAACGCCUCGUCCACAUACAUUACACGCGAUUCGUGACACAGAAUUAGCCAGAAUGCCAAGAACCCUAUUCAACGCACUCGCCCUUCGUCAUCCUGAAAUUACUUUGCAGAUUUCACGCAUUAUCGCGUCAAGGACACGUUCACAACAGGAUCAAGAUUAUAAUCACAAGAAUGCAGGAGCCGAGUUUGGUAAAAACAACAAAAACCUUAAAACCGUUGGUAUAUUGCCCGUCAGUGGAAAUGUGCCCGUUGGAGAGUUUGCGAAAAAACUGAAGGUUGCCCUAGAAAGAUCCGGGGAGACUGCAACACUCUUAAAUCAAGCUUCCGUGGUGGCGGUGUUGGGUAAACACGCAUUCACACAGAUGGGUCGAUUGAAGCUCAUUAGUUGGUUGGCUGAACAAGAAGAGAAAUCUCGAAUCGUGCUAUACUUGGCUGACGGCGGGCUUAAUUCAUCUUGGACUCAAAAUUGCAUUCGCCAGGCUGAUUGUAUUUUCUUGGUCGGGUUAGGCGACGGGGAUGCGACCAUUGGGGAAUACGAAAGCCUUUUGAUCGGCACAAAAACAACCGCACGAAAAGAACUCGUACUGCUUCAUCCCGAGAGGUAUUGUUCAUCCGGAACUACUCGUCAGUGGUUAAAGAAUCGUCACUGGAUUCACGCACACCAUCACGUUCAGAUGACCAUAAAAAAGCCAACAAUGUUAGAAGAGUCUCGAAAAAACACCUUGAUGACACUCAGGGAUCAAAUACGACAAUUUUAUACUCGAAAAAGGUCACCGGCAAUAUAUACUGGUAAUCGCAGCGAUUUCUCAAGACUCGCACGUCGUCUUUGUGGAAAAUCCGUUGGUUUAGUCUUGGGUGGAGGCGGUGCACGAGGCAUAUCGCACAUAGGGGUCAUCAAGGCGUUGGAUGAAGCUGGUAUUCCAAUAGACAUGGUCGGAGGUACAAGCAUCGGAUCUCUCAUAGGCGGGCUUUAUGCACGUGAUUCUGAUAAUGUCGCAAUUCUCGGACGUGCCAAAGCGUUUGCAGCAAGGAUGAGCAGUAAAUGGAGACAAAUCUUUGAUCUGACAUAUCCGGUGACAGCGUGGUUUACGGGUCACGGAUUUAACAGAGGCAUUUGGAAAAUAUUUUUGGAUACACAAAUUGAAGACUUCUGGCUAUCAUACUUUUGCGUUACCACCAAUAUCACGUGGUCACGUAUGGAAGUACACAAGUGGGGAUAUGCGUGGAGAUAUAUCCGGGCGUCCAUGUCAUUAUCGGCUUUCUUGCCACCACUCUGCGACAACGGUCAUUUGCUUGUCGACGGCGGAUAUAUGGAUAAUUUACCAGUUGGCGUGAUGAAAUCUAUGGGGGCCGAUACAAUAUUUGCGGUAGAUGUUGCAAGUAACGAUGACACAUCACCAGUAUAUUAUGGGGAUUCUAUUUCAGGAUGGUGGGUAUUAUUAACUAGAUGGAAUCCCUUCAAUCGAGCUGCCAAAAUACCAACGAUAGCCGACAUACAAUCAAGGUUAGCCUAUGUGUCAAGUGUUAAAACGUUGGAAGAAGCGAAGUUAAUACCAGGAUGUUUGUAUAUGAAAUUGCCAGUACAACAAUAUGGCACAUUAGAGUUUAAUAAGUUUGAUGAGAUAUUUGAAGUUGGGUACAAAGCUGGUAAAGAGAUGCUGAAAAAAUUCAAGGAGGAGGGAAAACUCGGAAAUUUGUUAGAUCAGGGUCAUGAUAAUGUUAAGAGAAAUAGAGUUCGUAGAAGAAAUAGUGUAUAA
Molecule: messenger RNA, 5109 nt
Organism: Acaulospora morrowiae
Lineage: Eukaryota; Fungi; Glomeromycota; Glomeromycetes; Diversisporales; Acaulosporaceae
Source: the annotation of a GenBank genome assembly